This is a messenger RNA of Adineta ricciae, 1113 nucleotides long. NCBI's taxonomy places the organism in Eukaryota, Metazoa, Rotifera, Eurotatoria, Adinetida, Adinetidae. The record is from the annotation of a GenBank genome assembly.
AUGAAUCAUGAAAGUCGAAUGUUAAUAAUCACAUCAAAUCAAGAUCUUAUUAAUGAAUUAUCUUCGAAGAAAACACCUGAUACUCGUGUAAUUCAUUUAAAUAACAAUAACAAUUUUCUUGAUUUUACUUUUGCUCAACUUACUGAACUUAAUUCGAAAAAUGAUCAAAUGUACAAACGAGUUCUUGAUUCUCCUCAAACAAGUCGAUCAAAAAUAGCGAAAAUUUGUAAAAAAUCACCAGAUCUUGUUUGUGUCAUCUGUGGAGAUCAUGCAAUUGGUUUUAAUUAUGAUCUUCUUACAUGUGCUUCAUGUAAAGCUUUUUUUCGUCGCAAUGCACAAUAUCAACCAAAUAAACUUCGUUGUUUAACUGGAGAAAAUCAUUGUUCAGUUAAUUUUAAAUCUGCUCGACGUUGUCAACGUUGUCGAUUAGAAAAAUCUCAUCACAUCGUCAAAAUUGUUUAUUAUAACACAUGUGUUUUUUCAUCUUCAUCCGAUUAUCAAAAAUUAUCAUCAAAUAAAAGUCUUGGUCAAUUAAUAUUCUUUCUUGGUUUAAGUUUAAUUGCAAUAACAGGUGUUGAUUUAAGUAGUAUGUCUUAUACAAUAGUAACAAGUGAACAAUCGAUUUGGCCAAGUUCAGGACGAGGAAUUUGGAUUGGUUUAUUUGUAAUGGCAGUUGGAGCAUUUACAAUUAUUGCUGUACGUGAACAAACUCAUGGUGCUUUUUAUGUUUUACUUCCUUAUGCAAUUGUUGCAAUGAUUUUUUGUUUAUUUGGUUUAUUAACAUCAAUAUCUGUUCUUGAUCGUUAUUUAAAAGAUCCAGAAUUAUCUCAAAAAGAAAAUCGAAAUAAAAAACAAGGAAUUCAAUUUGCACUUGCAGGUUUAUUCAUUGGACUUUUUGGUUUAACAUUUCUUUUUUUAUCAUGUCUUUCAUGUAUGAUUUGUUGGACAAUACCAAAUCUUUGUACAAAAUAUCAAGGAAAAGAUCCCGAACCAAUUUCACAAAUACGAUCUUCAUCUCCAAUGAUUUAUCCUUUGACACCAUUAGGAACACCUCGACAAAGAUUAAUUCCAAAUAGUCCAAGAUUUUCUUCUCCAAGACAAUAUCAAGUGUAA